Panicum hallii is the source of this 855-nucleotide messenger RNA. RefSeq names its product glutathione S-transferase T3-like. The transcript has 4 exons. The record is from RefSeq and is a predicted model, not a curated record. Lineage: Eukaryota; Viridiplantae; Streptophyta; Magnoliopsida; Poales; Poaceae. Bases 1 to 855 code for a protein of 284 amino acids.
AUGAUCUGCGGCGCCGAGCUCCACUCCAUGACCACUGGCGCCGAGCUUGGUGCCACAUCGGCGCCAGUGGCGGACACGGGAUUUGAAGUUAAGCCGAUCAGUGUUGGUGAUGACACCAAUAAAUCUGAUUAUCCUAGGACUGGGAAGCGCUUGUUAUUUACAAAAGAAGAGGAUAUUGCACUGCUUGGUGCAUGGUUGAAUAAUUCAAAUGAUCCAAUCCAUUCAAAUUACAAGAAGAACGAGCAAUAUUGGAAAGAAGUUACUGCUGCCUACAAUAGCGCCAUUCUAAAAAACCGUGCAAGGCUACUCAAGCAAGUCAAGGAUCGAUUUGGAAGAAUUAAGAAAAGAGUUGCAUGGUUCUGUGGUAACUGGAAGGAGGCUAAUGCUUUGUGGGCUAGUGGUGAAUCCGAUGCGGACUUAAUGGAUAAGGCACUGAACCUUUAUGAAGAGGAGCACAAAAAAUACGGUCCAUUUCUGUUUAGGCAUUGUUGGGAUGUUCUGCGGAAAGAACCGAAAUGGGACGCCUAUUUGGAGUGCCUUGCAGAAUUGGAUCCAGACAAGAGGAAGUACAAUGUUGAUGAUGAUGUGGAGCAGCAUUUCUCUGUACAAGAUGAUGAUAAAGAAGAGAGGCCAAUUGGGGGCAAGAAAGCUAAAGAGCUGCAGAAACGAAAAAGGAAGGAUGAAGCUUGCAUUAUAGAUCUUGAAGAUGAGCUCCAGAUAUUUAUUGAUACUCAGAACAAAGCAAGUGAAGGACGCAAAGAGAUGCUAGAGACACAAAAGCGUGUGUCUAGUGAGAAUCUUGAAGCUCGGAAGCUUUCUUAUCUUGCAGCAAAAGAGAAAAGGAGUCAGCCAUGA